This is a messenger RNA of Phalaenopsis equestris, 1934 nucleotides long. RefSeq lists its product as uncharacterized. The record is from RefSeq and is a predicted model, not a curated record. NCBI's taxonomy places the organism in Eukaryota, Viridiplantae, Streptophyta, Magnoliopsida, Asparagales, Orchidaceae. Gene Ontology annotation, molecular function: mRNA binding. Gene Ontology annotation, biological process: mRNA destabilization. Gene Ontology annotation, cellular component: cytoplasm.
UAUCUUCGGAAUUGUUCGGUGGGGAAAAAAAUCCGGUUUUUGGAGGGGGAGCCGUGGAGCUAUUUGAAUCACCGUUACCCUUUACCAAAAUCAAAGAAGGCUUUCUCUCUCCUGUGGCGGCUCUCAUCAUCUCUCUCUCUCUCUCUCUCUCUCCUAGGGUUUUCUGUUCUUCUUCUCCACCCCUCUUUCUUCUAUUCUUCCCUCUUCGGUUUCACUUUCGAAUCAUCAUCUGCUUUUCACUCAGCUCGGCGUUUCGAGAUCCAACCAUGGCGGCCGUUGCUUCUGCUGCAGAUCAAGCAACAGAAUUGCUUCAGAAGCUGUCAAUGGAAUCCAAGAACAAAACGCAUGAAGGUCAUGAGGUAUCCAAGAAGUCUUCUGGAAUUCAGUAUGGAUCUUCAAAUGGAGUUGAAGCACCUAAGGCUCAGAUGCCACUAUCAGAGCGUUCUGUAACUCCCGUGCUUCCUGAAUAUGUGGAUCCUAAUAUUUGCUAUCUUCCCAAUGGAUAUCCCUCAACUGCUUAUUACUAUGGAGCUUAUGAUGGUUCAGUGAACGAAUGGGAUUAUUCUAGAUAUGCGGAAGGAGUCGAGGUGCCACAUGGAGUUUAUGGUGAUAUGUAUCACCACGGAUACGGAUAUGCACCUUAUGCCGCCUAUCAUCACUCUUCCGGCUCUCCUAUUCCAUCUUUGGGUCACGAGAGCCAUAUAUAUGGCGCACAACACUACCCAUACCUUUCGCCGUAUACCCAGCCGCAAGCAGCCAUGAACGGAACUUACUCUUCCAACAACUCCAGUCCUCCGACAGAUAUUAACUCAGCCGCCAUGGGGGAUAAACCUCCCGUCACUGUUGAACCCAUCAAAUCUAACGGGAACAAGGAGUACGUGCCUCUAAAACAAAGCCCGCAAAAUUCUCCUUUGACGUCUAACGGUAUGUACAGCAGAGGUUUUUCGGUUGGCGGACUCCCCUCUUCUGGUUACCAGGACCCAAGGUUUGGUUAUGAUGGCGUUCGAUCGCCCGUUCCGUGGUUUGAUGGACCUACUUUAUCUGAUCCUUAUGCCAGAUCUGCUACUCCCAAUGCCGUAUCUUCAGCUACACCGCAUAAUAUUAAUUUGGAAUCACCUAGAAAUCAGAAUGCUCAUUCGUUUCCUCAACUCAUGGGCCUCAAUGCUACUAGACCAACAACAGGUCAUGGUAUCAUGAACAGGAUGUACCCAGCCAAUCAAAUCUAUGGACAGUGUGGUAAUUCUUACCGGUCCGGUUUUGGGUUCGGAUCGAAUUUGUACGAUUCUCAUCUCAACGAUCGAUGGGGAAUGUCGUCGUUUGACGGAAAAUACAAGCCCAGAGGCCGCGGCAAUGGCUUUUACAGUUACGGGAAUGAGAAUUUCGAUGGAUUAAGCGAGUUAAGCAGAGGACCGAGAGCAAAUCGCUCGAAAAAUUACAAGAGUCCUCUCUCUAAUGUCACCUUAGCAACGAAAGGGCAGCCCCUCCCUACAAAUGAAAGCAUUGUGGAUCCCAACAGAGAACAAUACAACAGAGCGGAUUUCUCCGAUAUGUACUCGGAGGCGAAGUUUUUUGUGAUAAAAUCGUAUAGCGAAGACGAUAUUCACCGGAGUAUAAAGUAUAACGUGUGGGCCAGUACGCCGAAUGGGAAUAAGAAGCUCGAUGCUGCAUACAAGGAGGCGAAGGAGAAGGGAGUCGAAUGCCCAGUGUUUCUAUUUUUCUCCGUGAAUACGAGUGGGCAGUUUGUCGGUGUCGCCGAGAUGGUCGGACCCGUCGACUUCGAUAAGACGGUUGAUUACUGGCAGCAAGAUAAGUGGAAUGGUUGCUUUGAUGUUAAGUGGCAUAUUGUGAAUGAUGUGCCAAACAAUAUUCUGAAGCACAUAACAAUUGAGAGCAAUGACAACAAACCUGUUACAAACAGUAGAGACACUCAGGAG